This is a messenger RNA of Mollisia scopiformis, 1723 nucleotides long. RefSeq names its product TPR domain protein. The transcript has a single exon. The coding region runs from base 5 to 1693 and encodes 562 amino acids. Lineage: Eukaryota; Fungi; Ascomycota; Leotiomycetes; Helotiales; Mollisiaceae. Gene Ontology annotation, cellular component: intracellular anatomical structure. Gene Ontology annotation, molecular function: protein binding. The record is from RefSeq and is a predicted model, not a curated record.
CAAAAUGUCUCAAACACACUCACCUCCAGCAAGCACUCAUGAUAGCUAUUACGACCUCGGCUCAUACCAUCGCCGUAUAACAUCCAGUAGCCAAGAUGCGCAAGUCUGGUUCGAUCGAGGUCUCAUUUGGACAUAUGCCUUCAAUCACGAGGAAGCCGCGAAGUGCUUCGAACACGCCAUUACCAUCGACUCGAGCUGCGCAAUGGCAUAUUGGGGACUUGCUUACUCGACUGGUCCUAAUUACAACAAGCCGUGGGAGGUUUUUGACGAAGAUGAAAUAGUCACCAGUGUGAAUCGGACACAUCGUGCUGUCAUGCAAGCAAAAGAGCAUGCUGCUAAUGCCUCACCGGUUGAGCGUGCCCUGGUCGACGCAUUACAAUUUAGGUAUCCUAAGGAAUGGCCAGCUAAAGACUUUUCGAUGUGGAAUCAGCAGUACGCGGAAGCCAUGGAGUCUGUCUACAAAGAGUUCCAAGAUGAUCUCGAUGUGGCAACCUUGUACUCUGACGCACUGAUGAACUUGACUCCAUGGCAAUUAUGGGAUCUCCGUAGCGGCAAACCUGCCGCAGGAGCACGCACCAUGGAAGCAAAAGCUGUUCUCGAUCGUGCUCUCGCUACUGAAGAAGGACUCAAACAUCCAGGCUUACUUCAUCUCUUCAUUCAUCUCAUGGAAAUGUCUGGCACACCAGAGCGAGCUCUUACUGUAGCCGAUCAUCUACGAGGCCUGGUCCCAGAUUCUGGACAUCUAAAUCAUAUGCCAACACAUCUAGAUAUCCUAUGUGGCGACUACAGACGAGCUAUAGCGUCGAACUCGGAUGCUAUUCGUGUUGAUGAGAAAUUCCUUGCUCAAGAAGGUCCUUUGAACUUUUAUACAUUAUAUCGAUCACAUGAUUACCACUUCCGGAUCUAUGCAGCUAUGUUCUCUGGACAGUUCAAGAUUGCGCUUGAGACCGUUGAACAACUGGAACGGUCUAUUCCGGAAGGCCUACUUCGUGUCAAGUCACCACCGAUGGCAGACUGGUUGGAAGGCUUCCUAAGUACCCGGAUACACGUCCUCGUACGCUUCGGCCGUUGGCAAGACCUCGUAGAUCUCGAACUCCCAAACGAUCAGGAUCUGUAUUGUGUCACAACAGCAAUGGUCCACUACGGUAAAGGUGUCGCCUUCUCAGCAAUGAACAAGAUGACAGAAGCUGAAGAACAACGCAAUCUCUUCGAAAAAUCAUUAAAGCGAGUCCCCUCCUCUCGUACGUUAUUCAACAACACGUGUACCGAUAUCCUCAACAUUGCCGCUGCAAUGCUAUCCGGAGAGAUGGCUUAUCGCGUAGGAAAGGACUUCGAUCUCGCGUUCAAUCAACUUGAACGAGCUAUCUACCUCGAUGACAACCUCCCAUACGACGAGCCAUGGGGUUGGAUGCAACCCACUCGUCACGCACAUGGUGCUUUGUUACUCGAACAAGGAAGGGUUGAGGAAGCUGUGAAGGUUUAUGCUGCAGACCUAGGAUUCGUCGAUACCUUGCCACGAGCGUUGAGGCAUCCGAAUAAUGUCUGGGCGCUGCAUGGUUAUUAUGAGUGUUUGGUGAGAUUGGGGAGGAUGGCUGAGGCAAGGAUUGUGGAGCCGCAGUUGAGGAUUGCUGAGGCGGUUGCGGAUGUUCCUAUUAAGGCGUCCUGCUUUUGUCGACUGAAGACAGCCACAUGAGAAAUCAUUCAAAUGAAAAUUACAUUAUUU